UAUCCCAGCUGCCACUUAGCAACGCGAGGAGAUCAGGUGACACAACCAGCUGACUCCGGUAGAGGAAGACCCUGUGGCUGGGCCUCUUGCAGCCACGGUUGCCCGGCCGGGGAUUCGAGCCUUACUAUCAUCGUCAGAAUGUCGGGCAAAGACCGAAUUGAAAUCUUUCCCUCGCGCAUGGCACAGACCAUCAUGAAGGCUCGAUUAAAAGGAGCACAGACAGGUCGAAACCUCCUGAAGAAAAAAUCUGAUGCCUUAACUCUUCGAUUUCGACAGAUCCUAAAGAAGAUAAUAGAGACUAAAAUGUUGAUGGGUGAGGUGAUGAGAGAAGCUGCCUUCUCACUUGCUGAGGCCAAGUUCACAGCAGGGGACUUCAGCACCACAGUUAUCCAGAAUGUUAAUAAAGCCCAAGUGAAGAUCCGAGCUAAGAAAGAUAACGUAGCAGGUGUUACUUUGCCAGUGUUUGAACAUUACCAUGAAGGAACUGAUAGUUACGAGCUGACUGGUUUAGCCAGAGGUGGGGAACAGUUGGCUAAAUUAAAGAGGAAUUACGCCAAAGCAGUGGAAUUACUGGUGGAACUAGCUUCACUGCAGACUUCCUUUGUUACUUUGGAUGAAGCCAUUAAGAUCACCAACAGGCGGGUAAAUGCCAUUGAACAUGUCAUCAUUCCCCGGAUUGAACGUACCCUUGCUUAUAUCAUCACAGAGCUGGAUGAGAGGGAGCGAGAAGAGUUCUAUAGGUUAAAGAAAAUACAGGAGAAGAAAAAGAUUCUCAAGGAAAAAUCGGAGAAAGACUUGGAGCAACGGAGGGCAGCUGGCGAGGUGAUGGAGCCUGCUAAUCUUUUGGCUGAAGAGAAGGAUGAGGAUCUUCUGUUUGAAUAAUCUUUCCUGCUCUGGUUCUUUCAUAAGCCCUAACAUGGCACCAUCUUAAAUCACGAUGUGUAGGUUUGGUAUGUGUGGCUGUUUAUUUUUUGGCCUAAGAAUUCACUGGUGGUUAAAUUUUCCUGGAUGUUGGUUUUGGGACUACCUUUGCAAAAUCCUAAUCAGCAACCAUUUAUCACUUGAGAUUUGUAGAAUCUCAAAGGAACCUGUAGAAUUUAUUCGGCAGAAGCAGUACCCUGUUCCAUGUACAUCUGUUCAAGUGAUCUGCUUACCAAGCAUAUUAGGAAAUUCCCCUUAGGAAAUAGCAGUGGCCUCGGGCCAGCUGUUGCUGUAGCAGCCUGCUUCCUUCCUGCUCCGACACUGGGGCACUGUUGUCUGAGAGUGCUGCCGCCGUCCUGUGUAACCCUGGUGCUUCCUCUCAAGCUUUAUGAAACCUUCACUAUUUUUCCUUGCAUGACAGGUCUCUGUCCUAUCUGUCAUGGGAGUUCUGCCAAUUUUAAUGUGAUUAUGGCAUAAACAGUAAAAUGAUAUAAAAAUGAAUUGUUCUUUUUUUUUCCUUAAGGUACUAACAGUAUCAGUCAUGUUAUUAACCUGAGAUUGGCACAUGGGAUUGUCCCCUACCAAGAGCUUUGUCUGCGGACAUGUAGGACAUGGAUAGUCUCUUUUUUCCCCCUUCAUAGUAUGGAGAUGAUUGUUGAAUUUCGGGGUACUUAAACAUGCCAGUGAGUUAAGAGGGGUUAUUAAUACUUCUUCCUUAACCUAAGAAAAAUAAUUCUCAUCUGAGAGUAUGUAAUAAGGUAACUUUUAUCUUACAAGCAGUAACACUUGCUGUCUCCCAUUAAAUAGGAAGAUGAGGCAUUUGAGUGGCCAUAUCAGGAUCUGAGGUUUUUUUGUGCUGUUUGAGCUGGUGAGCCAUCCGUGUUUACUCGGGCAUUCUUGUACCCAGUGCUGGGCAUUUCUGAGGUGAUUGGCUAUAGGACAGUUUUUGGUGAAAUUGGUAACACUUGGCUUAUCAGUAUUGUAUGUUAAGUCAAUUGAUAUUGCAAGCCUAGGCUUUUUAAAGUCCCAAGCAAUUUUGCAGACAUUUAAUACCUGCUACAAAAUAAUCUUUAGUUAUGUGUCAGGCCCUCUUUUAAGUAUUUUAUUUAUAUUAUCACAACAACCAUAAGAUGCAUGUUAUUUUAAUCCCACAUUUUACGGAAGAAAUUUUUAAGGCACAGGGAGCUAGAAUAAUUGGUUCUAGGUCAAAAAGCUAUAAGGUGGUGAAUCCAGGAUUUAAAUCCAGGCAGUCUACCUUCAGUGUUUUUAUGUUCUUCUAACCACGCCCCCCCCCUCUUUUUUUUUGCCUCCCCUGUAUUUAAAACUUUGGGUAAAGGUAAGAUCCCAAGGCCUGUUCUGGAGGAGCUGUGUUUUGGCAAGUCCUGUUUUGAAUUGGACAUUUUAUUCUGUAGGUAACUUAGCAGUGAUUGGAAAACCAAGUGAGUUCCUAAGCAAUUCAGUGUUAACCUAUUUUCAAGGCUUAACAUUUAAUCCUCCCAACACUGGACUGAAGUGUAAGUACUAUUCUCUCCAUUUUACAGAAGAGAAAACUGAGGCAUUGUCAGGUCAGAUAGCAGAGCUAGGAUGCAGGCCUUGGUUCUUAAGCAGUAUGUACUGCCUCUCUAGGAAGCAAAAAAUAGCUCGAAGGGUAUGAGAGCCCUGGUUACUUAAUGGUUUUUCACUCAGGUAAAGUUUGUCUUCACCUUCACCUGCUGAGGCAGGAGAAGUACCUAGAUUUCUCCUGUGGCUUCUUAAAGCUCUUUUGUAUUGGCCUUGGCUAAACUCCCUACAAAACUGCAGAUGACUUUGUGGUGUUAGCAUACUGUUAACUAGAAAUCAGAAGAAAACAGUGAACCAGAUUUGUUGUGUGGAAUGCUGUGAUCCAUAGGGGAAGGAAAUGAUCAGGAAUAGCCAGAAGGGUAGCAGGUGUGUAUGUGUGCCACUUUUUGCUGGUAUGAUCACCUCCUUUGGGCAAUGUAGUGGUGCGGUAGGAAAGUGAAUGUUACGUAUUUGUCAACUCACAUCCUAGUCUUUGUCCCCUCAGAUCCUUGGCUACACAGAAGUGGAGUUUGGUCGAGUAUUACAUAUGUUCUUUUUUUCCUUGAAAAUGUUUAAGUUCAUAGUGUUAUCUUUAAUAAAACAAGGAACCAGAACCUA
Messenger RNA from Mustela erminea (ermine), 3078 nucleotides. RefSeq names its product ATPase H+ transporting V1 subunit D (gene ATP6V1D). The transcript is spliced from 9 exons. The coding region runs from base 139 to 882 and encodes 247 amino acids. The record is from RefSeq and is a predicted model, not a curated record. Gene Ontology annotation, cellular component: proton-transporting V-type ATPase complex. Lineage: Eukaryota; Metazoa; Chordata; Mammalia; Carnivora; Mustelidae. Gene Ontology annotation, molecular function: proton-transporting ATPase activity, rotational mechanism.